GGACGAGAACUAAGCUCGGAACUGCAUUAUAGAAAGUUUUGAGGUGCACUGGUGACAUACACACCAUGUCUAGAAGAGGUGGUAGUCUCGAUACCUCUCAUAGUGAUAGCGAGGGAUCUCUAGAUUCUACGGCUAGAAGCAAAUGGCAACUUGAUACAGGUGAUUCAGAAGGUGGUCCAUCCCGAAUUCCUGAUAAUAGAAUUCCUAAGAACUUAUCAAAAUGGGUUCAUAAUAAGGGGAGCUUCGAGAGUAGCGAGAAUUUUGAAAGUGAGAGUAGCUCCAAUACAUCGAAAAUUGAACAAGAUUUCCUUUCGGAACAACCUGGAGAGCACCCUAGAGAAUGGACGAGGGAAGAAAUUGCAAGAGGAUAUAUUCGUUCUAGGAAGAGUGUGACAGUAGUCCGACACUUUCCACCAGGCUUUGGGAGAAAUGUAAGGGGACAACCAGAAAAGGAUAAGGAGAAAGUAACAGUGGCAAGUAAACCCCUUAGAAAAGUGUCAGGUGUACGACAUUUUCCUCCUGGUUGUGGAAGAAAUGCUGCAUCGAUGAGUGAUGAAAAAUAUAGGAGAAUACAACAAGCCUAG
Theobroma cacao (cacao) is the source of this 584-nucleotide messenger RNA. The record is from RefSeq and is a predicted model, not a curated record. NCBI's taxonomy places the organism in Eukaryota, Viridiplantae, Streptophyta, Magnoliopsida, Malvales, Malvaceae.